AUCCAUUCUAUACCCUCAUUCUUGCCAGCUGUGGUCGCUUUUGCAUUGUGCGGAUGCUGACACACAGGGUUAUUAACAUCGACAGAUGACAAAAUCCUUGUCCAGAUGGGAUCUCUUCGAGAGGGCAAAACACCAGAAGAAAAAGACAACUACAUUGCUGGUUUGAAAAACAUCAUUAACGACAUGCGACGCGACAAGGUGAAAGAUUUUAACACUGUGGCCAUGGAGAUAGCCGCAUACCGUAGACGCUUCCUCCAGGAUCCUUCACGAGUCUUACCCUUGUAACAAUCCUUUGCCUACAAUACCCGAACAUUCACAUUGAAGGGAGCUCUUCUCCUCUUAAGAUCAUCUAGACAU
Messenger RNA from Aspergillus pseudotamarii, 357 nucleotides. RefSeq lists its product as uncharacterized. The transcript is spliced from 2 exons. The coding region runs from base 106 to 285 and encodes 59 amino acids. The record is from RefSeq and is a predicted model, not a curated record. Lineage: Eukaryota; Fungi; Ascomycota; Eurotiomycetes; Eurotiales; Aspergillaceae.